UGAGAAGAAGAAGAGCAGAAAGACGAGUGAACAAACUCACAACACACAACCUGGGAGCUUUUAUACUGUUCACUGCAGCAGUAAAGUCCAUGAGAAACAUUCCAGACAUGAAUCAUAAAUGGUGUUUUGUAAUCCUGUUCUUCUCAGUGGUAUGUGGUAUAGGAGCAUAUAUUCCUCAUCGCUACCACUUUGUGAAUGAGAAUAAAAGCUGGAGUGAAGCUCAGACUUACUGCAGAGAGAAAUACACUGAUCUGGCAACCAUCAACAACAUGAGAGAGAUGAAGAAGCUGAAUCACACACUGAUGAAGGAAAAUGCAAAGAAAGCUUGGAUUGGUCUACAGAGAGAGGGACCUGGGAAAUGGCAGUGGUCUCUGGCAGACCAAACUUUCUACAGAGACGGAGACACUUACAGAAACUGGAGGAGUGGAGAACCUAAUGGUGGUGUGGCCUAUCAGUUCUGUGCUGAGAUGUAUAAAAAUGAUGGAAAGUGGAAUGAUGUCAACUGUGUGUCAUUAAAACCUUUUGUAUGUUAUGAAGAAAAUAAUGCAAACACUAAAUAUGUAGUGAUUAAAGAGACAAAGAGCUGGUAUGAUGCUCAGAUCUACUGCAGAGAGAAAUACACUGACCUGGUCAGUGUGAGGAACCAAACUGAGAAUGAUGAGAUCUGGAGAAUGAUUAAUAGUUCUGUGGGUGGGGUUUGGAUUGGUCUGUUUAAUAACUCCUGGAAGUGGUCAGAUCAGAGUAACUCCUCAUUCAGAUACUGGAGCUCUGACAAACCCAGUGGAGGUUUGAACUGUGCUGCAGUGUCUGAGUCUGAGAAACGUUACUGGAGUGAUGUGAAGUGCACAGAAAAACUCCCGUUCAUCUGCCAUGAGAAUAAGCUGAUCCUGAUUAAUGAGACUCUGACCUGGAAAGAAGCUCUGAGAUACUGCAGGAACCAUCAUCAUGACCUGGUCUCAGUGCGCACUGAGGAGAUGCAGCUCUGCGUGAAGGAAGUGGCUCAAAACACCUCCACUGAACACGUGUGGCUCGGCCUGCGUCACACCUGCGCUCUGGGCUUCUGGUACUGGGUGAAUGGAGAGAUGAUCUGCUACCAGGACUGGGUAGGGACAGGGACUCCAGGCAAUGGGACAGGGUUCGAAGACUGCAGCAAUAAGGAGAGAUCAGGAGCAGUGCAGUCUGGAGGAGAGCAGAAGUGGAUCAGCCUUCCUCAGAGCGAAAAACUCAACUUCAUCUGCUCUACCUAUGAUGAUUUGUUUUAUUAAAUAUGAAGACUGAAGACCAGCUGUGGUCCAACAUCUGUAUCCAGCAUCAGCUGAUCUACAGUUCUGUCUCAUUUAUACUAUUCUACACAUUAUUAUUAUUAUUAUUAUUAUUAUUAUUAUUAUUAUUAUUAUUAUUAUUAUUAUUAUUAUUAUUGUAUCCUCUUGAUGCAGAUGUUUCAUCAUAUUUUUAAUGUUGUGUUAAUUUGUGUCUACAUACAGCAUGGUCUGUAGUAUGUUACCUAUUAUUAAUAGAAGGUUUAUGGUUAAUUAAGGUGGGAUAUAUUUACCUUGUUGUUUAGACUACAAUGUGUUUGGUUUUGCACAUUUAAUUGUUUUUUAAAUUCUUUCUCAGAAUAGGGAACUAUACCAUACUUAGUUCAUUUACCCAUGCAGGAAGCAUUAUAUGUUGAUGAUUUCUAUAGCUGGGAUUUCUGGGUGCUUGCUUCUUUAAUGUGUAAGAAUAUGGACUGUAAUGACU
Molecule: messenger RNA, 1743 nt
Organism: Hemibagrus wyckioides
Lineage: Eukaryota; Metazoa; Chordata; Actinopteri; Siluriformes; Bagridae
Product: macrophage mannose receptor 1-like
Exons: 6
Coding region: 90-1265 (391 amino acids)
Source: RefSeq, a predicted model, not a curated record